Molecule: messenger RNA, 552 nt
Organism: Humulus lupulus (European hop)
Lineage: Eukaryota; Viridiplantae; Streptophyta; Magnoliopsida; Rosales; Cannabaceae
Product: glyceraldehyde-3-phosphate dehydrogenase GAPCP2, chloroplastic-like
Exons: 3
Coding region: 1-315 (104 amino acids)
Molecular function (GO): oxidoreductase activity, acting on the aldehyde or oxo group of donors, NAD or NADP as acceptor; NAD binding
Source: RefSeq, a predicted model, not a curated record
AUGGGAAGUAGAUUAAGGGAACCUGCUAAGAUUCCUUGGGGUGAUUAUGGAGCUGAGUAUGUUGUUGAAUCUUCCGGUGUUUUCACAACAAUUGACAAAGCUUCAGCACAUAAGAAGGGUGGAGCCAAGAAAGUAUUUUUAUCAGCUCCAUCAGCUGAUGCUCCCAUGUUUGUGGUUGGAGUAAAUGAGCAGACAUACAAGCCAAGCAUGGACAUUGUUUCAAAUGCAAGCUGUACUACCAACUGUCUUGCUCCUCUUGCUAAGGUCGGUUGCUACUUGUUUUUAUUUAUUUAUUUUUUUUGGUUCUUGUUGUAGUUUUUUUUUCUUCUUCUUUGUGUGUGUGUGGGCGCACGUGGUCUGGAUGAGAAGAAGAAACAGAAACAUAAUUGAUUUACAAAGAGUAGAGAGACCAAAAGAAAAACCAAAGACUGUGGGGUGGUCUUAAUUAUUUUGGGCAGAGAGUGUGGGGUGGGCUGUGGAGAGAAGAAUAUGUGUAAUCAAAUAUAAAAGUGGGUUUCUGUUAUUUAUCAAUAUAGGAGAAGAAGUUGUUGA